This is a messenger RNA of Aspergillus niger, 522 nucleotides long. RefSeq lists its product as uncharacterized. The record is from RefSeq and is a predicted model, not a curated record. The coding region runs from base 1 to 522 and encodes 173 amino acids. NCBI's taxonomy places the organism in Eukaryota, Fungi, Ascomycota, Eurotiomycetes, Eurotiales, Aspergillaceae. The transcript is spliced from 5 exons.
AUGCCUUGUCCUGGUGGCCGUCUUCGCUAUUCUCGGCGGAGGGUGACCGUAGAUGGUCGGUUUGCCGCCUCACUCUCUCGCCUCACUCUUCCCUUUUGUUUCAUCAACACCAAGGCUCAUAGCCUAGUAAUCGGUUCCCAAUUUCCUUUCACGCUCAAAUCAUCUGAAUGGCACACGUGGCUAAAGGCUCUAGGUUACACGACCCAUAUCCUAUACCUAAACCCCGGUUCUGGGUCAAAGACACAGUUACCAAGUACCGGGAUAGCUACUACACUUCUACGAUGCCCGCGGCGAAACAUACCGCCGGCUGCUUGUGGGGCCAGCGUCGUCCCAGAUUGCCGGAAGGUUUUCAAUCACUGUUGGGUCCCUGUGAAUCACAGCCCUGUACUUUUGACUGCUUCGGAUCGCCGUCUAGCCUUUCUUCGGUCCAGAACAGGAAUACACAGGGCAUGUCCCAUGUGGCGCCCACAUCCAUGUGAUUCUUCCAUGAAGCGAUCCCCGGCUGAACAGGAGCAAGGGUAA